Telopea speciosissima is the source of this 2516-nucleotide messenger RNA. RefSeq names its product serine/threonine-protein kinase Nek6-like. NCBI's taxonomy places the organism in Eukaryota, Viridiplantae, Streptophyta, Magnoliopsida, Proteales, Proteaceae. Gene Ontology annotation, biological process: protein phosphorylation. Gene Ontology annotation, molecular function: ATP binding; protein kinase activity. The coding region runs from base 383 to 2350 and encodes 655 amino acids. The transcript is spliced from 13 exons. The record is from RefSeq and is a predicted model, not a curated record.
UGCCCUUCCCUCUUCCUUGGAAUUCUUGUUUCCUUCAUCUAAUUAUAUGUUCUCUGCUUAUUUGUAAUGUUUAUUUUUUUUUGGGUGGUGAGUAUUUUGAUGAAUAAAUGUGGAAUUUAAUGUUCUGAAACUCUGAGGUGUCGGUUCAUGGUUAUUUCAUGAUUUCAUGAACUUAAAUUUUCUCUGUCUUGAUCUGACUGCCCUUAGAUAUUCAUUUAAUGCUGUUCGUUAAUGAAAUUAAAGCAGAAAAGGGUGAAGAAAGGAAAAAAAAGCUUUGGGGGUUGUUGCAAAUACUUACAAUUGACAUUGAAGCUGGGUUUGGGUUUUGUGCUUGAAGGGUUUUGAGUUUGGUUUCUCUGAGGAUUCGUUGAAGGUGCUUCUGAUGGAGACGAUGAGCGACGAAGAAUCAAAAUCAAAGAUGGAAGAGUAUGAAGUGAUUGAGCAGAUUGGAAGGGGAGCUUUUGGGGCGGCAUUUCUCGUCCUCCACAAGACUCAGAAAAAAAGGUACGUUUUAAAGAAGAUCCGUUUGGCUAAGCAAACGGAGAAGUUCAAGCGCACAGCUCAUCAAGAGAUGGACUUGAUCUCAAAACUGAAAAACCCAUACAUCGUGGAGUAUAAAGAUGCUUGGGUGGAAAAGGAAUGCUGUGUUUGCAUAGUGACAAGCUACUGUGAAGCUGGAGACAUGGCUGAGAUGAUAAAGAAAGCUAGAGAAAAAUUUUUCCCUGAGAAGAAGCUCUGCAAAUGGCUGACCCAGUUGUUGCUUGCCGUGGACUAUCUGCACUCCAACAGGGUCCUCCACAGGGAUCUGAAGUGCUCCAACAUAUUUCUAACAAAAGACAAUGACAUCCGCCUCGGUGACUUUGGACUUGCGAAAUUGCUGAGUGCAGAUGACCUUGCUUCCUCGGUUGUGGGAACUCCAAACUACAUGUGCCCUGAGCUCCUUGCAGAUAUUCCUUAUGGCUACAAGUCAGAUAUUUGGUCACUAGGUUGCUGUAUGUUUGAAAUUGCUGCACAUCAGCCUGCAUUCAGGGCUCCUGAUAUGGCUGGAUUAAUCAACAAGAUAAACAGAUCCUCCAUUUCCCCACUCCCUCCUGUGUACUCCUCUACAUUGAAACGGUUAAUCAAGAGCAUGCUGAGAAAGAACCCAGAACAUAGACCAACCGCUGCAGAGCUGUUGAGGCAUCCCCACUUGCAACCAUAUCUGACUGAAUGCUGUGACCCGUCUCCUGUUUUUCUUCCUGUAAAAACUGCAAAUAACUCGGGGGAUAAACCAACUCAAAACCAAUCUUCUAGUAGGUCUAAUGCUGGAAAGGACGGCAAAGGCAGAGAGUCCAAAAAAGAUGCACCAAGAGAGAUGAUAAGUAUUAGGGAGAUUGUCGCAAACACUGAUGUCUGGCAAAGAAAUCUACAAGACAUAGAUAACACAGACACCAGAAAGGUUGACCCUACAAGCUGUCCUGAGGAAAAAUCUCACAACAAUGGGAGUCUGCAAGGAGGUAGUAGUGACAGUGAGAUGACUGCACAUAGUGGAGAUCAAGUCAAUGCCAAAUGUUUCCAACAAAUGGAAACCACUGACACAGAAAGCACCUCACUGAGUACAGCAAUUAGUAAUAAAAAAGAUGAACACUGGGAGGAUCCCUCUCCCGGACAUUCCCUGUUAGCAGAAGACGUUGAUAUGAAGACAAAGGGAGUUAUCACGGAGGAUGCAUCGACACAAUGUGCCUCAGAGAAUCUUGGGCUGGAGCAUAUAGAGGGUGAGGAUACAAAACCAAAUAACAUGCCCAGAGGAGCAUCAUCCAUUGCAGUUUCUAUAGGUCCAGUUGCAUCUCAAGAUGACGAAACAUUAUCAUCAGCUAGGGAAAAUGUUAGCCAUAACACAGACGUAGCAACACAUAUCUGCUCUUUGAAGCAAGUGGAAAAACUUGACCACUCUCCACCGUGUGCUCCCCCAGACUUCACGUCAUCGGGUAGCACAUUCAGUGAGGAUGAUGCAGGGCCAAAGCCAGUGAAACAUGUCCACCAUGAGAAAGAAGGAAAUGGUAUCAUCCAUGAAAUAAAUUGGGUUACCAACGACAUGUCGCUGAUGAGUACAUUAACUGCUCCAAAUGGUGAUGAUACAAAGGCUGAGUUGGAUAAUCACAGCCGGCAAAGAGCUGAUGCUCUUGAGUCCCUGUUAGAGCUAUGUGCCCAAUUACUUAAACAGGAUAGGAUUGAGGAACUUGCGGGCGUGCUGAGACCAUUUGGAGGAGAAGUUGUAUCAUCCAGAGAAACAGCAAUUUGGUUGACAAAGAGCCUAAUGACUGCACAGAAAUUUAGUGGGGCAACCUAUAACCCAAAGCCUGAUACCUGAGACUGUACUUUAAUAUAUGUAUCAGUGCCGCCACACACAAUAGAUUUUGGAUUUUUGAAUUAGACAACUAUUACCUGCAAUGUAUCCCACAUUUUCACCCCAACCCAGAGCUGGUUUGUUGUAAUUUGUAAAGUUCUUUGUGUUGUAUUUUCUGUUGAUUUGGAGG